AUGCGGUCUUCAACUCUCGCCUUGAAGGCGACUACCCUUCUACUCUUUGCUGCUUAUGCCAAUGCCUUUUGGCGCAUGCCGUGUGUUGUCUCUGGUCUUGCGCGAAUUGAUCCUCUCAAAUACUACGGAACUAUCUCUGAGCAUAUGCAUGCCAUCCAUGGCUCCUCCGGCUUCUCAGACUCAGCAGGUACAACGGAACUCCUGGCUGGGGAAUGUACAUCGUGUCAGGUUACCCAAGACAAGUCGGCAUAUUGGACCCCAGCUCUAUACUUCCAGAAUUCGGCCACCAGCGAGUUCUCUCUAGUCAAUCAAGUUGGAGGCAUGCUUGCGUAUUAUCUACUUCGCCCAAAUGCCGGAUCGCCCAACGUCACUGCCUUUCCACACGGAUUCGAGAUGAUCGCUGGCGACACCAAUCAACGCGAGUUCAACUACCCUGUUCCAGAUGUCGACAAAUCCAACUGGAAUGUCGAGCCUUACAAUACUCAAGAGUUCAAACGUCAAGCCGCCCUUGGAUUCAACUGCCUCGACUACACCAACCCUGCCGCAACAGAAGGCUCUCUAUAUCGCCAUUCCCUACCAGACAAGGCAUAUCUUGAUGCCCACUGCAAGAGCGGUGUUCGAUUUGAACUCAUGUUCCCCAGUUGCUGGAAUGGCAAGUCCACACCAGACGACAAGAAGAGCCAUAUGGCAUACCCGAGUUUGGUAGGGGAAGGUGACUGUCCACCGGAUUUUCCUAUUCGCCUCAAUACGCUGUUCUUCGAGACAAUUUGGGAUACUCAUGCCUUUGCCGGAACCGAUGGGCAAUUCGUUAUCGCAAAUGGUGACCCUACUGGCAACGGCUACCACGGCGACUUCAUCAUGGGCUGGGACGAGCAGUUCCUCCAAGACGCCUCGAACCAAUGCACCGACCUUUCAGGCAAAAUCGAAGACUGCCCUCUCUUCACCAUCCAGCCGUUAGGAGAUUCCACGGCGUGUAAUAUUGCAGAAUCCAACAUCCCCGCCCCAAUCGCCAAGGAACUCGCUGUUGGUGGUGCCACCACUUUACCCGGCAACCCACCCAUCGUAUACACGGGAUAUGCGUCAGACGGAGUAGCAGCCGCACCUUCCAGUUCCUCAGCCCCAGCUCCCGUCUCUAGUGCUCCCGCAGCCAGCACGUCGACGUCGAGUGAGCAGCCCAGUAGCAGUGUGGCAAGUGAUACUCAACAAGCACCCUCUGCUCCAUCCGCUGCAACGAGCAGUGUCGAUCCAUCUCAAAGCGCUACCGAAGCCAGCAGUACCAUCGCCACAACAUCACCCUCUCCAGCAGUCACCCCUGCGCCAGCAAUGCAGAGUUCAGUUUCGACCCAAACCUACUUCAGCACAGAAUACCAGACCAAAGGACAAGAUGUCGUGGAGGUAUUAUGGGUAGAAGAUGUAGUUACCGUGACGGCGACGGCGUUAUCGGCGCGUAAGAGACAUUUGCACAAGCAUCGCCGAGGUGUGUUGUAG
This is a messenger RNA of Lachnellula hyalina, 1488 nucleotides long. RefSeq lists its product as uncharacterized. The transcript has 4 exons. NCBI's taxonomy places the organism in Eukaryota, Fungi, Ascomycota, Leotiomycetes, Helotiales, Lachnaceae. Bases 1 to 1488 code for a protein of 495 amino acids. The record is from RefSeq and is a predicted model, not a curated record.